This is a messenger RNA of Amphibalanus amphitrite, 2556 nucleotides long. RefSeq names its product DNA N6-methyl adenine demethylase-like. Gene Ontology annotation, cellular component: nucleus. The transcript is spliced from 13 exons. Gene Ontology annotation, molecular function: DNA 5-methylcytosine dioxygenase activity. The record is from RefSeq and is a predicted model, not a curated record. Gene Ontology annotation, biological process: positive regulation of transcription by RNA polymerase II; oxidative demethylation. The coding region runs from base 1 to 2556 and encodes 851 amino acids. Lineage: Eukaryota; Metazoa; Arthropoda; Thecostraca; Balanomorpha; Balanidae.
AUGCACAAGCUGGCCAUACAUCCAAUGGUCACUCUCAAACUCAUCCGUCCUCCAGUCGCACAGCGGCGCCUGGACCGGUUGGGCCGCGUCAGCCCCUCGGGUAAGCCCCAGCUGCUGAAGGUGGAGGGUGGGGAGCUGAAGAUCGGGUCCGCCCUGAAGGAGAAGCCCCCGGGCUGUGACCCGCCGCUGAAGACUGAGGCCGGGGCGGACAGUGGGCGGGCAGAGGCCGGGACGGACCCUGAGCGGGCAGAGCUGACGGGAGAGCCGGCGGCAGGCGGUCCGGACGGAGACGGCGACGGUCCGUCAGUCUGUCCGCCGCCACAUAGGGAGAUCGUCAGCUGCGACUGCGACGUCAAAAACGAGGUGGACGUGGGCCCGGUGUACUGCCGUCUUGGCUCGGCCGCCACCCUAGAGGAGCUGAGACGUCAGCUGGCCGAACAGACUGACUUCACCACGGAACAGGUGCGCCUGGAGACGGUCAGAUACACGGGCCACGAGGGGAAGACCGAACAGGGCUGUCCCAUCGCCAAAUGGGUGCUCCGGCGGCGGGACGAUUCCGAACAGCUGUUGGCGGUGGCCAAGCGGCGGCCUGGCCACCGGUGCCGCUUCACCUUCCUCGUGCUGAUGCUGGUGGUGUGGGACGCGCUGGCGCCGCGCCGAGCCGACACCCUCUACAGCUCGCUGGUGGAGCGGCUCAACCGGUCGGCCACGCCCACCAGGAGAGGGUGCGGCGCCAACCGGCCGCGGACCUGCAUGUGCCAGGGCCUAGACUCCCGCUCCGAGGGCGCCUCCUUCUCCUUCGGCUGCUCGUACAGCAUGUACUUCAACGCCUGCAAGUUCGCGCGCAGUCACCAGGCCAGGAAGUUUCGACUCAACCACCCCGAUCAGGAGGCGCCGCUGGAGCAGGAGCUGCAGGAGCUGGCCACCGAAAUGGCGCCGCUGUACCGGCGAGUGGCUCCUGUCGCCUACCAGAACCAGGUACGCUCGGAGCAGGCGGCGCUCGAGUGUCGUCUCGGCCUGGCCCCGGGCCGGCCCUGGUCCGGCGUCACGGCCUGUCUGGACUUCUGCGCGCACGCCCAUCGCGACAUCCACAACACGCGCGACGGCUGCACCGCGGUGUUGACGCUCCUCAAACCGCGAGCGGGUGAGGUGGAGACGCCGCCGGGCCAGGCCGGUCCAGGCGCCUCAGUGGGGCAGCCGACGGCAGUCCAGUCGGGCGCUCAGUUAGACCGGACCGACGCUGCGGACGGAGAGGAGUCUCAUCAGAACACGGCUCCCGCUGUGGGUGAACGGGAUGACGGACUGAACGGGUGGUCUUCUGACGCCCAGCUGAGCUCUACCGGAGAGCUGACUCCUAACGGACUGCUGGAACCUAACGGACAGCUGAAUUUCUCUAACGGUCAUCGAAGUCCACCAAACGGUCCGCCUGGUCUGUCAAACGGUCUUCAGUCCCCUGGCGUUCAGCCGGGCCCUUCUGAUGGUCAACUCAACGUUUCUGGUGAUACCGAUCAGCCUGCUCUGUACCCCGACCCGCCGGACUCCCAGCCCGCGCGUCCGACUGCGGACCCCGCUGAAGAGGUGGUCAGUCCCUCCGAGCCCCCUGACGAGCAGCUGCACGUGCUGCCCCUGUACGUGCUGGAGGAGAGUGGAGAGGAGCAGAGGGACGGCGUCCAGCGGCUGCACAGUUACCCGGUCGAGAUUCGCCGUCGGGAGGUGCCUCUGGCCACGUGCACGGUACGUAGGGCUGCCAAGCGGCCGCUCCCCUCCCGCCCGGGCUCGGCGGCGGCUGCUCCCGGGUCCGCGCUGGGGGGCCGGGUGUCGGCCGCCGGCCGCCGCGUCCACUGGCCGGGUCUGCAAGAGGCGCUGGGCAGCUGCGGCCGAGCCGUGGUCGGCUGGCUGGGCGGCGAACCCGGCGCGCUGUCCGAGCCGGGAGCGGAGUCCGCUCUCUCCUAUCCGUCCGACCCCGUGCUGUACCCGGGGACCCCGGCUCUGCCCCGUCCGUCGGACGCCCGUCAGCCGCUCGGCCCGGCCGCCGGGUCGGCUCAGACCUCGCCGGGUGAUGGCCGGGACGCGCCCGGUGCUCCCGCAAUCGGCCCGGCGCGGCAGCGGUGGCAGAGUGUACUGCCGGGACAGGCAACUCCCCGUGUGCCGCUGGAUCCUACUGUGGUUUCUGACGUCCCCCACUCACGACCCGGGACCGGGGCCGGCGGGGACCGUUCGGAGGCCGGCGGGGACCGUUCAGGGGCCGACUGGGAGCGCACGGAGGACGGUGUCCGGGUGCGCCGGUACCAGUCGGACUGCUCGGCCUCCUUCUCCGACCGCCGGGCCGGCGGCGUGGCCGUGGCUCUCACCCACGGCUCUCUGCUGCUCGAGUGCGCCGUGGACGAGCUGCACGCCACCACGGCGCUGCGCCGGCCCGACCGGCGCCGGCCCAGCCGGCUGUCGCUGGUGUUUUACCAGCACAAGGGCCUGCAGCGGCGCCGGCACGGCUGGAUUAUGGGCUACGUGGCCGCCAUGGCGCCCCACCGGCCGAACCAGGAGCUCUUCAUCGUCUGA